Dendroctonus ponderosae (mountain pine beetle) is the source of this 1754-nucleotide messenger RNA. RefSeq lists its product as uncharacterized. Bases 1107 to 1754 code for a protein of 215 amino acids. Gene Ontology annotation, molecular function: protein binding. The record is from RefSeq and is a predicted model, not a curated record. Lineage: Eukaryota; Metazoa; Arthropoda; Insecta; Coleoptera; Curculionidae. The transcript is spliced from 3 exons.
GGUCUUGAUGGACGACGCUUCAAUUAAAGGGAAAAAGUUCGUUUUAACCGAAAGUUCACUAUAACCGAGUUCAUUACUGUAAUUAAAAUUGGGCGUAAAAAACUAUAAUUUUUAUAGCAAAAUUCUUUGUUUUCCAUUAUGAACAAUGCAAACAGUGCCAACGAUCAAUAUUUUCAAAUGUUCAAACAGCAGCUUCUUUAAGUUCAUUUUGGCAAUAAAACUAACUCGAAUGUCGCCAAACUGAAAGGCGUGCUUAUUAUUUGUUACUAUGGAAACAAUGCCGUGUAGUAUUUCCAUGGGUCACCUCGAUGAACCUAAUGUAAUAAAGUAAAAAUCAUUCGCACACUUUAUUUGCGAAAAAACCUAUCGAUGUGACAUAUUAAUUAAAUCGCAAUAAAAAUUUCUAUUUAAUAAAUCCAGAAACGCAAAUGGGUUCCUUUUAAAAAACCACAGCUUUUGGUCAUAUGUCAAACAGUGACAGUUAAUUCGUGAAAAUGUCUCUUGUCAUUUUAUUUAAAACGCGAUUGCCUAAAACUUUUCUAUUUAAUGACAUCCGGUGACAUUAAUAUUGACGGGACUGGGAGUUUGAAACAAUCAGUUUCUUUAAAUAUCUCUUGACAGCUGCCAAUUUUUUUUUGAGGAGAGCAAAAUCUUCUCCAAUUUAACCUUCUGCGUAUCUGCUGCAGUUUCCAGGAUCCCUGUAGUAGAAAAACAUCAUCCCAUCGUGAUUUUGCCAAAUUUGCGCGUGUUUCGACUCUAAUAACACUCUCGCAUAUUUUGCAUGCUUUUUUAGCAGAACCGAUGCGCUAAGAGCGCAACGAUCCAUACCCAAAAAAAAAAAAAACACUAUACAGGCCCUUGGGAAAACACAGUUGACUCGUUCCAGAUUUUAUCUGCUUCAUCAUAAAUUUCCUGCAGUAAUAUUGGUGGAACAUCGCUCUGAACAGCUUUUGCCAUAAAGCUUUCAGAUUUUCCGCUUUGCUUUUGUUUGCUAUGCGUUAAGGUAAAUCGAUGUGGAACAAAUCGCUGCUGUUGCAGGCAAUCCUCUCAUUUGUAAUUGCAAUGCCGAAGAGUUGUGGGAAUGGUUCAAAGACCAUCGCAAGCAGAUGGAUCAGUCGGGCGAUCAACUGCUGAAAUGCGAACAGCCGGCUGAACUUCACGGGAGAGUUUUCGUGGAACUCGAACCGAAGCAAAUUUGCAACCAACCGGUUGUGGUCAAGUUGGGCAUCCAGGAUAUCCAGCCGUUUUCCGUUGUGGUCUCCUGGCAAAGCCGGGACCAUUCGGGAGUGCAUGGAUACCAAGUGGCUUACUAUUCGGUCGAUUCUCUGAAUGAGGUAAGAGGCAAGAUCCUGAGCCAAUCAACGCGUUCCCUCAAGCUCACCAGCCUCUAUCCGGGAACAAAGUAUCGCAUUUGCGUGCUAGCACUGGGAAAUUGGGCAACGUUGCAGAGUAAAGCAACAUCGCGACUCAUCAUGAGGAAAGCGUCGCAGGAGAACUCAACGAUUGAUGAGUUUGAUGCGAUGCAUAAUGGCAUUUUGGCUUUUCUGGUAGACACCGCCACCACGCGAUGCACAGAGGUCCUCACGUUAGGAGCGCCGGAUCUCAGUGUGCUGCAGGACCACUCCAUGGGGGUCCAGUCGCUAUUGACGAGAAGACUGGGCCUAAUCGUUGGUUGCUGCCUAGGAUUCGUCGUCUUUGUUUUCCUCGUUUCGAUCCUAGGCUAUCUUAAGGUGGGUAUUUUUGGAAAAGAUUAA